This is a messenger RNA of Aspergillus alliaceus, 1067 nucleotides long. RefSeq lists its product as uncharacterized. The record is from RefSeq and is a predicted model, not a curated record. The transcript has 2 exons. NCBI's taxonomy places the organism in Eukaryota, Fungi, Ascomycota, Eurotiomycetes, Eurotiales, Aspergillaceae. The coding region runs from base 119 to 874 and encodes 251 amino acids.
UGUUGAUUUCUCCACCAUUUAACAUUGAUGACUGGUCUGAGGGUGCCACGGCCGUACGUAUACGUGCUAUCUCCAGAAUAAAACUCUUUAGGUAGGAGUGAUACCUCGUAUGUAAAUAAUGCAAAUUGAUUCCCGUCUGACGCGAAUUAGUGCCCAGAUAAAAAUACACAAGUCACAAGCCUUCCUGGACAACCCAAUAUUUAGCCCAUGGCAAUGUAAUCAUCCAGCCUAUUGCAGUCAGAGCACUAUAGCCUCUGUAUCUCUGUCGGGCGAUGCAGUAUGGAAUACAGACUACUACCCCAGCGCUAUAGCACAGCCCCUGGCCUCGACUGCCAACAACAGCUCCCAGGCAUUCUCAUCCAUAUACCAGGAUAAUUCAAUUCCGAUGCCGAAUACGCAGACCGAGCUUCCUUUCAGUGCCAAAUAUUCUGCCAAAGUAUGUCUCCGUGCAGCCCUCGCUAUAUCGCAUACUGUGCAGGUUCUUUCCAACCCAGAUCCGUUGUACAUCCUUGCACAUAAAAGGUCGAUUUCGGAUGCAAGCAGGACUUGGCUCAAGCGGGACCCAUUUACCUAUUUUCCGUUGGCCACGCCGUCCUUCGUUUCUUGUUUGGCUCGGGGAGGCUAUACUAUGUCUAGGAUAUGCUGCAAGGCAAGGAUAGCACAGAGGGUGUCUGCACAGCUAGAUCUCGGGAGUUCUAGCGGUGUGGCUGCAUCAGACAAGCUAGCUUGUCGAGCAACUCAAAACGGGACUCCAGGGGAAAUACACCAUUUUUUUUUGAAGCCAUGCGGGGCAUUCGAGACGAUAUCGUUGGUGCUUGGCUACGAGCAUUCCCGGAGAAGCAUAACGAGCCACUUGUCAACCUUGUCUUGUUAAUACAUAGCACUUUGAAAUUUAAGAUGUGCAUCUCUUCAUGCUACCUAAUGUUAAGUCCGGUGAUCUAUAUAAUCCUAUCGCUGUCCUUUCUUUCUGUACUUCUUUUCCACCUAUUGACCCGUUGUUUCUUCUUACCCUACGAAAUCCUCGUCACCUGUGAUGAUAUUCGGUACCUGCUGGCUUCCUUUGAUGA